This is a messenger RNA of Hibiscus syriacus, 980 nucleotides long. Its product is annotated as ABSCISIC ACID-INSENSITIVE 5-like protein 3. Gene Ontology annotation, cellular component: nucleus. Gene Ontology annotation, biological process: positive regulation of DNA-templated transcription. Bases 27 to 932 code for a protein of 301 amino acids. Gene Ontology annotation, molecular function: DNA-binding transcription factor activity. The record is from RefSeq and is a predicted model, not a curated record. The transcript is spliced from 3 exons. NCBI's taxonomy places the organism in Eukaryota, Viridiplantae, Streptophyta, Magnoliopsida, Malvales, Malvaceae.
UUUUCGAGUGCUUAUUGAUUGGGUGAAUGGGAGAUAGAUUCAUGAUGUCUCCUAACAUAGCUACUUCUUUGUAUAAUCUCACUUUCGAUGAGGUUCAAAGCCAGUUGGGGAAGAUAGGGAAGCCAUUGAAUGCUAUGAAUUUGGAUGAGUUGUUGAGGAGUUUGAUAGCUGUUGAAGACCCAUCUUCUUCAUCUGCUGCUUCUUUCUUUCUUGGGAACAUCAAUUUGAAUGGAACGUUGAGCAAGAAGACAGUCGAUGAGGUUUGGAAGGAGAUAGUUAGUCACGGCAGAGGCGGCAAUGUCAAUGCCAUGGAUAACCAGUUCAUCCAACACCGAUUGACGCUCGGCGAAACGACACUAGAGGAUUUCCUCGUUCGUGCCGGUGUCAUCAACAAUGGGAUUCAAGAAGCUGUUCUUAAUCAUCAACAGUUCAUGGCGAUCGACCCGAUGGCGGUGGUUUCGCAUCAGGCUGAUUGGCUUCAGUUCCAAAUGGCUCCCGUCCAGCACCAGCAGCAACAUCAAAUGACAAUGAUGGAUUCGAAUUUCAGUGUUCCGGAGUCAGUUUAUGAAAACCAAGUUGUGGAUGUCGGGUACAAUGACAACCAACUAGCUAUUACAAUGCCGAUGCCUGCGAUGUCGGCGACGUCUUUGGAAUCUCGGCCGACUGUGGGGAGGAAACACAGAUAUUCAGAUUUGACGGAGAAAACUAUUGAGAGAAGGCAAAAGAGGAUGAUAAAGAACCGCGAGUCAGCAGCAAGGUCCAGGGCAAGGAAGCAGGCUUAUACCAAUCAAUUGGAGCUUGAAGUAGAACAAUUAAAGAAAACGAAUAGCUGGCUCAAAAGGCAAAAGGAAGCAGAGAUGUUGUUGUCCUCAAAUACAAAUGAUACAGUGCCGAAGAACCAGCUUCGGCGUACCAGCUCAGCUUCAUUUUAGGAUAUUUGUUCAUGCCUUACACCAUUUUUUAUUCAUUACCAGGCAAAA